Molecule: messenger RNA, 2305 nt
Organism: Oryzias latipes (Japanese medaka)
Lineage: Eukaryota; Metazoa; Chordata; Actinopteri; Beloniformes; Adrianichthyidae
Gene: nox1
Product: NADPH oxidase 1
Biological process (GO): superoxide anion generation; defense response
Cellular component (GO): NADPH oxidase complex; plasma membrane
Molecular function (GO): superoxide-generating NAD(P)H oxidase activity
Source: RefSeq, a predicted model, not a curated record
GAGCAGGGUGCUAUAAAGCCACGGCUGCAGGUGGACCGAAGGUGCAGGGAAGCGGCAGCGCCUCAACACACAGCCAGACAUGGCAAACUGGAUCAUCAACAAUGGGUUUCCAGCUGUAAUGGUGCUGGUCUGGAUGACCAUCAACACAUUCCUCUUUGUGUGGUACUACCUCCAAUAUGACAGAGACGAUGAUUUUUACUACACACGCCACUUAUUAGGGUCAGCUUUGGCCUGGGCCAGAGCUCCUGCAGCCGUCCUCAACUUUAACUGCAUGCUGAUCCUCCUCCCAGUGUGCAGGAACCUGCUGUCUCUGAUCCGAGGCUCCUUUGUGUGCUGCAGUAGAACAAUGAGGAAACAACUGGACAAAAAUUUGAGCUUUCACAAGCUGGUGGCGUACAUGAUCGCUCUCAUGACAGCGGUCCACACCGUGGCCCACUUACUGAACCUGGAGUGGCUCAACAACAGUAAGCUUGGUGUUUACGGCAAGCUGAGCACCGCUCUGUCCAAUCUGGAGGAUGAAGGAAACGAGACUUUCCUGAACCCGCUCCAACACAUCGAGGCAGAUCCACAGCAGAAACCCAUUAAAUUUGCCUUCACAUCCAUCGCCGGCCUCACCGGGGUCGUCAUCACUCUGUCUCUCAUCUUGAUUAUCACCUCCUCUAUGGAGGUCAUCAGGCGCAGCUACUUCGAGGUGUUCUGGUACAUCCACCACCUCUUCAUCGUCUUCUUUGUUGGUCUUGUCUUUCAUGGAUACGGGCGCAUUGUGAGGAGUCAAUUCAAUACAGACGAUCACAACGCCACUUUCUGUAAAGAUCGCCCUGAUGACUGGGGAAAGAUUCCUGAGUGUCCCAUCCCUCAGUUUAAAGGAGGAGAACCCAUGACCUGGAAGUGGGUGAUUGGUCCAAUGAUUAUCUAUGUCUGCGAGCGUGUUCUACGCUUCAUUCGCUACAUGCAGGCAGUGCAGUACAGAAAGAUUGUGAUUCAUCCGUCUAAAGUUCUGGAGCUGCAGCUGAGAAAGAAGGGCUUUAAAAUGGAAGUGGGUCAGUACGUCUUCCUCAACUGCCCCAGCAUCUCCCAGCUGGAGUGGCAUCCUUUCACCAUGACCUCUGCCCCCGAGGAGGACUUCUUCAGCGUCCACAUUCGCUCGGCCGGGGACUGGACGGACCAGCUCAUAGACACCAUGCAGAAGCUUCCAGAGGGGGCGCAGGGGCCCAAGAUGGGCGUGGACGGACCUUUCGGGACAGCAAGUGAGGAUGUGUUCGACUAUGAGGUCAGCAUGCUGGUCGGCGCUGGCAUCGGCGUCACUCCCUUCGCCUCCAUCAUGAAAUCUAUCUGGUACAAAUUCAAAGAGUGCGACCCCAAGCUUCGCACCAGAAAGAUUUAUUUCUACUGGCUGUGCCGGGAGACAAACGCCUUCGAGUGGUUUGCUGACCUCCUUCAGGUGUUGGAGAAGGAGAUGGAGGAGCGAAACUUGGGGGAUUUCCUCACCUACAAGCUCUUUCUGACGGGAUGGGAUCAAGGCCAUACGGAUCAAGUCAUAGUUCACUUUGACGAGGACACGGAUGUGGUCACCGGUCUCAAACAGAAAACCCAUUAUGGUCGACCAAACUGGGACAAAGAGUUCGAUCAAGUCCGCAAAGAAAACCCAGCGUCUGUGGUGGGAACAUUCCUGUGCGGCCCUGCAGCUUUGGCUAAAGUUCUACAGAAGAAAUGUGCCAAAUAUUCAGAUGUGGAUCCUCGCAAGACAAAAUUUUACUUUAAUAAAGAAAACUUUUAAGGCAAAACUAAAAAAAAUUGAGAACUGCUGAUGUCAAGCUGACUCUGACAGGACUGAUUGUGGUAAAAAGGUGUGACAGGUUGUCUUAAAACUUCCCGUCAUGUAAUAUAGACGAGGAAAUGCUGCCUGAUCUGUGACUUACUUCACGUCAUUGUGGCUUACAGUAAGCCAUUAUUGUAAAUAUUGUGUUAGCUUUUGGCUGCACAGUCAUUAAAGUUGUUCUGUUACGGAAAAAAUACAGCACAACAUAUAAUCCAUGCUUUUAUUAAUGGAUGAGCUGAAUGCACUUUUAUGGGAAACAUAUGGGGCAAAAGUAUUUCUUCUUGUGGGAGAAGUUUAACCGUUUUCCUCUGAAAUCUUUAAAAAAAAACUGCUUACAAUAAAAGAACUUCUGUCAGGCUUCGGUUAUCGAUGUCAUCUAAGAUUUCUUACGAUCUCUUUUCUAUUGUGCUGAGAAGUUUAUUUUAAACGUGUUAAACAUGUUUGUGAAAUGACUCAACACUGGUUAAUAAAAUUCAUUUAGAAUGA